GGAUAAACAAUUUGAAACAAGUGAACGCACAACGAGGAAGAAAGAUGCCGGAGAAAUGUAAUUCAUCGUUUAGUUUACAUUUUCUUUCUGGCACUCACAGAAAUUAGUUCCCUCCGGCCAGUUAGUUCUAAUCUGCGCGCCGAACGGAUUGUUUGUUGAAAUGCGUGCGAAUUCUAGUCGUGUCACUGAGUGUGUAGAACGGUAGUGUGAAGCUGACGUGGACGGUGCAACGUGGCAAUUUUUGUUUGGCAGAAUUUGCGACUUCGUGAACGAUCGGUGAAUCAAAAUUAGUGCCUCCAAAGAAACCUGGCUAGAAAAAAAAUAUACAAAAAAUGCAUCUCCUGCUGCUAGUGUCCACUAUCUGUUUACUGUUCAAUUGUGCCGUGUCGGGCAUUCCUAAGCCGGAGGAAAAACGUGUAUUGGAUCGUGACGUUCUCAAUCAUGCACAACACUUCCAGAACGAUGAGCACAACAAGCAGUACGACCAUGAAGCGUUCCUGGGGGAGGAAGCCAAGACGUUCGAUCAGCUAGAACCAAAGGAAAGCAGACGGAGGCUAGGAAUAAUUGUAGAUAAAAUCGACGCGGACAAAGAUGAUUUUGUCAACCAGGCGGAAUUGAAGGCUUGGAUACAGUAUACGCAGCGGCGCUACAUUGAGGAUGAUGUGGGUCGUCAGUGGAAACAGCACAAUCCAAAUAAUACCGAUCAAAUCAGCUGGGAUGUUUAUCGGAAAAAUGUGUAUGGCUUUUUGGACGAUAUGGAUCCGAAGGAUCUUGAGCAGGGUGAUGAGCAUUUCUCGUACAAAUCGAUGUUGUCCCGUGAUCGACGCCGGUGGAGUGUUGCUGAUCGAGAUGGUGACGAUCGCCUGAAUAAAACAGAGUUCACUGAGUUCUUGCACCCAGAAGAAAGUUUGUAUAUGAGGGAUAUCGUAGUGCAAGAAACUAUCGAGGACAUCGACAAGGAUAAUGAUGGAAAAGUAUCGGUGGAAGAAUACAUUGGUGAAAUGUACCAAGCUCCUGAGGAAAACGAAGAGGAGCCAGAAUGGAUUAAACAGGAACGGGAGACAUUCGCUAACUUCCGUGACAAGAAUAAGGAUGGUUUCAUGAAUCAAGAAGAAGUGAGGGAUUGGAUCAUUCCUGCCGAUUUUGACCACGCGGAAGCGGAAGCUCGACACCUUAUAUACGAAGCCGACUCAGAUGCCGAUGAGAAGUUAACCAAAGAUGAAAUCAUCGAGAAGUACGAUCUAUUUGUAGGAUCACAAGCGACCGAUUUUGGAGAGGCGCUUACACGCCAUGACGAAUUUUAGGCAGAUUAUAUUUUUAGAGCUUAUAAAUAUUUGGACUGACAUGACAAACGUACGCAACUUAAUUACGUAUUCCUUUCCUUUAUGUGUUUCAUAAAUACUAAUAAUCUCGAGAAUACAAAUAAGAUUACCGUUUUAAGUUCGCAUUUAUGAUCUAGUUAUGUGAACGCAUUAACAAAUUUGAGCCAUUCAUGUUUAGUAUUGCAUGUAAUAAUAAAAAAACUGAUUUUAACAGAAA
Toxorhynchites rutilus septentrionalis is the source of this 1539-nucleotide messenger RNA. It is a transcript of the gene scf, whose product is annotated as calumenin. The coding region runs from base 333 to 1304 and encodes 323 amino acids. Lineage: Eukaryota; Metazoa; Arthropoda; Insecta; Diptera; Culicidae. The transcript is spliced from 4 exons. Gene Ontology annotation, cellular component: endoplasmic reticulum. The record is from RefSeq and is a predicted model, not a curated record. Gene Ontology annotation, molecular function: calcium ion binding.